AUGGGUCGGAAGAAGAAGAAAACAGAGGAAAUCAAACCAUUAACUGCAGAGUUCAAGGUCUCAAUGCAUUGUAAAGCAUGCGAAAGAACGGUGGCCAAAGCCAUUUCCAAAUUCAAAGGGGUGGAGAAGUUCAUGACAGACAUGGGAAAGCACAAGGUUGUAGUGAUGGGCAAGUUUGAUCCUCAAAAAGUUAUGAAGAAACUACGAAAGAAGACGAGGAAACCGGUCGAGCUCGUGGUCGACAAGGGUGCAGCAACGAAAGAAACAGUCGUUGUCAAGGAUCCCGAGCGAUCGGACCCGAAUAAUAGCAAUCAGUUGAUGAUGUUCAACUGUUGCAAGGAGAGUGCUCAGUUACUAGUUUUGUUCAGUGAUGAGAAUCCAAACGCUUGUUGCAUUAUGUAG
Cucurbita pepo subsp. pepo (vegetable marrow) is the source of this 402-nucleotide messenger RNA. The record is from RefSeq and is a predicted model, not a curated record. NCBI's taxonomy places the organism in Eukaryota, Viridiplantae, Streptophyta, Magnoliopsida, Cucurbitales, Cucurbitaceae.